GAGAGUGGUUUGUGCUGACAAGUGUUAGUGUUUGAGCUUUGAGGUUAUGCUUUUCAAAUAUUGUAUUUCAUUUCUAUCCACGUGUUUGCAAAUUUUAUAAAUUAACUCAAGUCUAUUUAGAAGUUUAAGUUGUAAAAUUCAAUCUUUAAAUAAUGGGAAAAAUAAAAAUCAAAAGGAAAAACAAACGUACAGAUCCUAUUGGAUCCAGAAGUAAAGAGGCCUUGCAAAGUAUGGAUGAAACUCAUCAGAAGAAUGUUAAUACCGCUCUUGAACAGUUGGCUACUUUGAAUGCUGAAGAGAAUCUUCUUGGCCUCAAGAAAUUGUCCACUUUAUAUUCAAAUAGUGAUGGCUCACCGAUUCCGUUUGGGGAUAGCAGCAAUGAUUUGAAUAGAAAAUGUAUUAAAAGUGCCAGCACAUUUCUAACCAACCAAAGGACUGACAUCAAACAAGCCGCUAUCAAUGCUCUCAGAUGUCUAAGCGCCGUAACAGAUCUAUCCCUUAGUGAUAGUCUAGUCGAAGGUGAUGUGAUUUCCAACCUCAUUACUCUUAUACAAGAGUACGACAGUAACAGUGCUCAAAAAAUGGAUAGUGAAGAACAACAAUGCUCUUUGAAAGAAAGAGAGAAACUUGAAACUCUCAUCCAGGCUGUUCAUCUCAUAUCAAAUUUGUGUGAAGUGAAUGAAAAGGCUCUGGAUAUUCUCAACUCAAGCAAUGUAAUACAAAUAUUGUGGAAAUUUAUCAACCCUUCGGUUGCUGGUAUCGAUUUGGCGAUAAGUAUUGCUCAGUGUUUCCUCACAAUAUCAGAAGAUAACGAUGAUAUUUUAAAAAAUCUACAGCGCUCCGAGGAUGAAAUUGCAAAAUUAUUAAGUAUUGAAAAUGCAAAUCAUGAGAUAAAAUUUCUCCACCUGAACUUACUCUCAACAGGGUUGCUGAUGAACUUACAUCAAGAACUCCCAAUUAAAUACCUCCAAAAAACUUUUGAGCUGAUCGAGAAAGUUUUAAAACUUGAUCCCAGACCAGAUUUUUGUAAACUGUCAAGUCAAAUUCCUCUUGACAAAGAAAGCGUUUUAUCUUCGGAUAAUGUACUCCUACUGGAUAGACUUGUAGAUACAGUUAACGUGUUGACAACUGCUUUUGAGAUUUUGACUAAUAUCUGUUCUAGUGAAGAAGAUGAAGAGGAAUCUAUGGAGGUUGAGUGUGAUGAUGACUCCGAUGACAUGACAUGUGCAUCGGAAGGUCCUAAUUUCAAUGAACCAGAAGCUCUAAUAAACUCUAGUAUUUAUGAAGCUUUAGUGAAGUUAAAUCUUUUUCAACAUUCCUGUAACAAAACCGUUGAUCUACCGGAUAAUGUGGCGGAAAUUCUAAGGAAUCACUUGGAUACUGAAGUACUAGUUAGGAAAUAUCAACUAAUGAGGAGUCGUUCAUUUCAUUUCCUCAACAAUUUGUUCUUGAUACUAGACGAAUCAGCAAUUGGAGGCGGAGAUAAGCUGUAUGCAUUCUGGACCGAAACUGCUACUUCUCUUGUUAGAUUAGCUGGAAAUUCAGGGUUGUCUGGCACGGAAGAGUUGGUUGAAGCCAUUACUGCAGCAUUGAGAGGGCUGAUUGGUCAUCUAGUAUCAAUUGAUUAUCCCGCUCUCAAGAGUACGUCUUCAGAUGAGCUUGAGGUAAGUUUUUGAAGUAAUGAAUGUCACUCACAAAUGUUAUAAUCGUGAAUUGAAUAUUGCUUUGUAAAGUGUAGCUGUACAAUGGUAAGAG
Nilaparvata lugens (brown planthopper) is the source of this 1755-nucleotide messenger RNA. Its product is annotated as HEAT repeat-containing protein 3. NCBI's taxonomy places the organism in Eukaryota, Metazoa, Arthropoda, Insecta, Hemiptera, Delphacidae. The transcript is spliced from 11 exons. Gene Ontology annotation, biological process: ribosomal large subunit biogenesis; protein import into nucleus. The record is from RefSeq and is a predicted model, not a curated record. The coding region runs from base 153 to 1676 and encodes 507 amino acids.